GUCUUCAACUCAUUUGUAUUCUGUUUUGUAUCCUCAUUCAUUACCUGCUUCAUCCUUGGACCUUUGCCGUCUGGUAUACACACUCUUGAAUAUCUGACGAGUGUACAAAGGUUACAUAUCGGGAACUCUGUUUUAUCAAAACCUUGACAAGUUAGAAACAGCAAUAUCUGCUAGUAUUCUUUAUUUUAAACUUGCCCAUCGCUCAUCAACGUUCAAAUAGCCAAUUGUUUCUCAAAAGUGUCGACAUUGAAAAGCUGCCAUCAGUAGUUUAAUCUCGUCUAGUACUCAAUAAUUAUUACCUCAUUCUUCAUCUAUCUUGCUUGACGCAUCUACGCGACAAACCAUCUUCCCAGCACUCGCUUUUCCGCUCUACAUCAAACUCAAAAUCUUGGCUACAUAAUUAUAAUGAUUCCUGACCACUACGACCACCGACAUAAAAAGCCAUAUGUGUCAGCAGUCGCACCACACUCACGAGCGCUAAAUGUGCCCAAUGAAUCAUGGCUUAUGGAACAUUUGCGAGCUGCCAUCGCUGACGUACCAUGGAAACCCAUUCUUCAACGAGUUCCUGGACUGCUGAUUAUCUUCAUACUUUUGUUUGCCCUGUUCGGCUCUACUUACACCCCGUGGGCAUUUGCCUCAUAUUUCUUGUUAUUGCACGGCAUGUUUGUUGCAAAUAGCUUACGCACAGCAUAUGCCGUCUUUGUUGCUUACACACACUCCAAGGCUCACUCCAUGACAGAUUGGUACGCCAAGUAUUGCCGUGAAACGGGUGUCGUUGGUGGUUCUGACAAUACCCACGACCUCGCCUUUGAUCACAUUAUGCAUAUUAUUAUUGUUCCAAACUACAAGGAGACCAUGGACACUCUAUGUGAAACCUUGGAUGUAUUGGCCUCGCAUCGCAGAGCCAUGACUCAGUACAAGAUUUGUAUGGCUAUGGAAGAGGCUGAAAUGGGUAGCUCUGAAAAGGCUCAAGAGCUGCUGCUCAUGUACGGCGAGCAUUUUUAUGAAAUCACAUAUACAAUUCAUCCAUCUGGCAGGCCAGGAGAAAUUCGAGGAAAGUCGAGCAAUGUUGCUUGGGCUGCUCGCCAAAUGGCUAUGCGAUGCGGGCCUCGUCAUGACCACGAAAUUGUCACUGUAAUGGAUGCUGAUACUGGAUUUGCUGAAGACUAUUUCCUGGCCAUGUCCUACCACUACGCUGUUGCUUCUCCAGAGCAGCGCCGCAUUAUGCUAUUUUGUCCAUCCACAGUCUUUGAUCGCAAUGCCAAGAACGUUCCCUCGUUUGUGCGAGUCACUGACAUGUUUUGGUCCAUUGGUGUUAUUUCAAAUCUAUAUCCAAGCUCUCCUGUCAAGAUUCCUUGCUCAGCCUACUCGGUCUCGAUGGACUUGGCUAUUUCUAUAGGGUUUUGGGACACUGAUCCUGGCUCUAUUGGAGAGGACAUGCACAUGUAUCUCAAGUGCUUUUUCUCCACCAACGGCCAGCUCAUUGUAAAAACCAUAUUUUCUCCUGCAUCACAAUGUAACAUUGAAGGCACUGGAUCUGGUGUUAUGGGCUACCUUGAUGGGUUUACUGCUCGCUAUGUCCAAGGAAAGCGCCAUCUUUGGGGUACUCUAGAUUUUGGCUAUGCACUCCGUCGCACUAUCAUGUCCUAUGUCGCUCCAGAGACUCAGGGUAUUGUUCAGCUUAAAAACACCAAUUAUUCCAAGUUUGGCAAGGAUGAAACUCAAGCUGGAACUAUCAAGCUUUCUUUGUUGCUGACUCUUGCUCACCGUUUGGUAGAGUGUCACAUUUUGAUGGGCCAAUUCCUGUCUCUGGUCGCACUGACCGCCUUGGUGAUCCCUUCAAACAAUAGCAUCUAUCUCCCCAUCUCCGAGUAUAUUUGGUCAUUCCUAUCACCCACAGAAACAGUCAACCCUGUAGUACUGUUUUCUCUAAAUGCCGGCUUUUGGAUUCGACUUGCGUGUGUCGUCUUCAAUCUACCUACAUUUUACUAUUAUGAAAAAUAUCACCAAUGGGUUGGAUUCGAUCGAUGGAACCUGCAAGAUCGCUCCGAAGGUCUUUCUGGUCGUCGUGUCGACUCUGCUGCUGAUCUCUCGUAUAUUCCCGAGGGUGUCUUUCCUGGCUAUGAUCAACCCAAAGUCCAGUACAUUGGUCUGCGUCCUCAAUUGGCUUCUCCUAGAGUGUACCCAUGGGCCGUGUUGGACUGGGUUGCUACUCCUUUUUCCGGCUUGCUCUUUUUCUCGGGUCCGCAAUAUCAUGCUCAACUAUCGCAUCUUUUCACCGAUCGUCUCGACUACAAGGUUGCUGCAAAACCUACACUGAAUAGAGCAAGUGGCUUGCUGCCACUUGCAUCUACAGAUUCAUUGGUUCCUAUUGCAUUUACUGAUGUGCUUGUAGAAACAAACACUAGGCAUCGUUCAAACUCAUUCCAUUCUCUACCUAAUCUGCUGACACCUAUACAUCUCAAGGCAGGUGUACCGCUUUCGCCUUUAUCAUCACCUUCUCCCAGUGUUCUGUCAUCACCCAGGGCCUCGGUCUCUUCUGCUUCUUCUGCCACAACCCUAAUUGCAGCUGCAGCCUCUGCAGCUGCAGUGUCAGGACCUACCCACUCAAGCUUUUCCACCUACACUUCCAGCAAAUACGACGAAUUUGAAGCUACCUCGACGAUCUCAUCCAAGGGUGACGAGGGUUAUUUUGACGAAACUGACGAUUUAGUGCCGUCUGUUACCACAACACAUUUUGUUGCUUCUCUUGGCGCUCCGCACUCAAUCGCAAGCCAUAGUGGCAAUAUGUCACAUACGCAGGGAUCGGCUGUGUCUGUCCAUGUAUAAAGUUAUUUUUCUCCU
Messenger RNA from Batrachochytrium dendrobatidis JAM81, 2844 nucleotides. RefSeq lists its product as uncharacterized. Lineage: Eukaryota; Fungi; Chytridiomycota; Chytridiomycetes; Rhizophydiales. The record is from RefSeq and is a predicted model, not a curated record. Bases 406 to 2829 code for a protein of 807 amino acids. The transcript has 5 exons.